CGUACGUCGCGAUACCGCGGUACGAUGUACACAAUAUAAGUUUUAUGCAGUUGUUACCGAUCAUCUAUUUGCCCGGUUGAUAAUUGACUAUGUCUAGACCCUAUGAAGAACUUAAUUAAGUGAAGAAAGUGACAGCAUUAUGGAGCCUUUGCAGGAAAUCGAGCUGAUAUCACUAGCUGAAGACGUAGUUCCGGGCAAGUACUCAAAACUGUGCAACGCUCUGGGGUAUUCCUAUGCAGUAAUUCAAUCCCACCUCGUCAAACAUCUCAACAACGUUAAUGACGCCCUGGUGGAGCUCCUCAUCAAAUGGAAUAACAAUCAAGCAGACAGCACUCAAACUCGAUCCAUACUAGCGAGCAAACUCCAUGACCUACGACUUGUUGAUUUAGGUGAUAGACUAUCUGAAGGUAAAUAUCUACCUAACCAGCAGGACUUGCAUGACGACAAGAAGACUCCAGUGCAGACUACCCCAGGUAUGGCAGCACAUGAAGGUAUUGCCAGUAAUCUUCUCUUCCAGCUGGCUGAAGACAUCGAGACGGGUGAGCAGAUGGAGGCCUUAGGACGAGCUCUUGGAUUUAAAGCUGCAGCUAUCAAUAGAUACACUGACACGAAUAACAAAGGUGACCGGGUAACUUGCAAGGGAACACGUGACAUGCUGUUUGACUGGAGACAGACCGUAAAGCCUUGCGACCAGCAUCUCAGACUGGAACAAGCUCUCAUUGACGCUAAGCUAGUCAUGCUUGCUGAUACACAUCUCAAGGGGACAUCAAGUAUUCCAGAUAAGAUCUACAGUAAGAAGAUCUCGGAAUCUUUGACUGUUCAGCGAUGUCGCGAAAUGUUGGAGAAUCAUUACCGAAAUCAAUUGUGCAAAAUUCAAAUGACACCGUGGAAUCAAAAUGAUUAUGCUGAGUUCAAAGAUAUGCACACGGUUGUCACAAUGGUGAAGAAGGACGGUCGUGGAAAAGACACAAAAACGAAGGAAAUACUCAAGGGUUCUGUUUCUGAAAUAUUUUCAACGAAAGUAGACGGCGAACUACCAGUUCGAAUCCUCAUUUCGGCCCCCGCUGGACGAGGGAAGACCACGGCUGUUGCUAAGAUGGCUUACGAUUGGGUUCACAGAGAAAGGGGGUCAGCAUUAGAACACCUGCCACUUCUGUUUGUUGUGAAAUUCCGAAACACAAAUUCGCAUACAACGAUUGGAGAAGCCAUCAAAUCCCAGCUUUUGAGUGAUGUUGAUGAUCUCACACCAGAGGGUCUGGAGAGAUUCAUUAAGGAGAAUCAGGGCAUCUGUCACAUCAUUCUAGACGGACUAGACGAGUAUUCUGGUAUUUCCUCUUCACAGCGCAUCUCAUUGAGCAAUAUUGUCAGUGUCAUCCGUUGGGAGGAAUUCAAAGAAUGCCGAGUCCUUGUAACAACACGCCCUCACCUAGAGAACUUCUUCAAUCAAAAUGAUCUUCCAAGGGUAUACACAAAGAUGUGGAUCGAAGGAUUCUCGCGAGAGAGCUCGUGCAAGUACAUCGACAAGUUCUUUGUUUCGACUUUGAAUCCUUGUAAUGGACAAAGUUUGAAGGAUUAUCUUGAUGAAGAACCACUUAUUGAUGAACUUGUCAAGACACCCCUAUUUUGUCUCAUGAUCUGUCACUUAUGGAGUGAGAGCCUACUGACCAGUGGUAUUACAACUCAAACAGAAUUGCUUGACAGGGUGAAUGUUUUUUUAAUGCACCAUGCAAACGCACGAUCAGAGUCAAGAGUGAAAAUCACACCAAAAAAGUUGAGGAAAAUCAUUUCUCAAUUAGGCAAAGCUGCCCUUACUGGCCUGCUCGACGAUGCUAAAAAACUAGUCUUCACACCUCAUGAUUUCCGUAAAGAUCCCGCAACCCUUGAUAGGGCAUGUGAGCUUGGGAUAGUAUCCAAGAGUACGACUGUUAACAUCACAUGCCUUCCUCAGUCCAACGAAACCACUUCCACUACCAUUGAGUUUUAUCACAAACUCGCCCAAGAACACUCGGCUGGGAAAUUCCUCGCUGAUCAAACACACCACUUUCUGUUACGUUGGAAGAUUUCUGAAUUGGACAGAGUACUGCGCAAGAUCAAAGCAAACAUCGGUGACUACGAGAAUCUUAUCCGAUUCGCUGCUGGCACGGACAACAGCCUCUGUAUACGAAUAAUGGAGGCGCUCCUAUCAAACAGCUUUUUGGAUGAGAGCGAGCGAUAUCGCAUUCUCCUUGACUGCUCAUCAGAGACCACGGGUGCUGAAGGAAAUGUGUCUUCGUUGGUACAAAGAUGUGUCACAGCACGGAGUAUGAUUCUAAAGUCACCAACUGUCUACACCGUCGUUGGGAUGAAAAAUCUUCCAACACAACUGAAACGUGAGGUCAGGACAGUGCAUUUCGAAGGAUCUACUCUAAAUAACGAUGUGACGAAUGGACUAUGGUCUUGUCUUGGAUCAUUUUCGAUGCUACAUACCCUCACCAUCUCAGACUCUUCUAUCAGUUUUCCCCCAUCUCCUCCUGAGCUUCCAUCCUUCACAAAUCUAUCAGCCGAGAGAAUGACUUCAUUCUGCUACAAAGGUAUGCUCCCAUUGAUACCUGGUGUGAGAGAGAUCGAUGUCUCUAUUGAUGUUGCAGAGCUAGAGAUGAGCAACACUUUUCAGAUCACCACCGCCUCCAGGCCUAUGGGUCAGACCAGGGCUAGGGAUGAACAGUUAUUUGUUCAUAUCAGACUACACGCCUGGCCAGCACUCACCACAGACAGGAAGAUUGAUUCAGGAGAGUCAAUUGCAAGGCUUAAUCUUCUAUUUGGAGACCAAACCAGGAACCAACAGCGGCUGCAUGUGUACGGGGUGAAGGGCAGAGACGAAGAAACCUUGGUCGACCUGUUUGUCGAGACUAAACAACUAACACCCUCGAAUUUGGGGAGUGGAGGUGGUUCUGUAAUCGACGGAGACGCCGUCCAGAAUACUAGGCUUGAGAUACAGCAGUGCCAGCUAUCUACUGAGAUGACCGACAAGUUGUGGUCCUGCCUCAGAUCCUUCACCCCACUGAAUCAGCUCAGCAUCUCAGACUCCUCUCUCAGUUUCCCUCCAUCUCCCCCUAAGCUUCCAACCAUCAAAAAGCUAUCAGCCGAGAGAUUGACAUCACAGAGUUACGAACGAGUGCUCUCAUCGGUACCUGGUGUGAGAGAGAUCGAGGUCUCUAUCGAUGUUGCAGAGCUAGAGACGAGCAACACUUUUGAGAUCACCACCGCCUCCAGGCCUAUGGGUCAGACCAGGGCUAGGGAUGAACAGUUCUUUGUUCAUAUCAGACUACACGCCUGGCCAGCACUCACCACAGACAGGAAGAUUGAUUCAGGAGAGUCAAUUGCAAGGCUUAAUCUUCUAUUUGGAGACCAAACCAGGAACCAACAGCGGCUGCAUGUGUACGGGGUGAAGGGCAGAGACGAAGAAACCUUGGUCGACCUGUUUGUCAAGACUAAACAACUAACACCCUCGAAUUUGGGGAGUGGAGGUGGUUCUGUAAUCGACGGAGACGCCGUCCAGAAUACUAGGCUUGAGAUACAGCAGUGCCAGCUAUCUACUGAGAUGACCGACAAGUUGUGGUCCUGCCUCAGAUCCUUCACCCCACUGAAUCAGCUCAGCAUCUCAGACUCCUCUCUCAGUUUCCCUCCAUCUCCCCCUAAGCUUCCAACCAUCAAAAAGCUAUCAGCCGAGAGAUUGACAUCACAGAGUUACGAACGAGUGCUCUCAUCGGUACCUGGUGUGAGAGAGAUCGAGGUCUCUAUCGAUGUUGCAGAGCUAGAGACGAGCAACACUUUUGAGAUCACCACCGCCUCCAGGCCUAUGGGUCAGACCAGGGCUAGGGAUGAACAGUUCUUUGUUCAUAUCAGACUACACGCCUGGCCAGCACUCACCACAGACAGGAAGAUUGAUUCAGGAGAGUCAAUUGCAAGGCUUAAUCUUCUAUUUGGAGACCAAACCAGGAACCAACAGCGGCUGCAUGUGUACGGGGUGAAGGGCAGAGACGAAGAAACCUUGGUCGACCUGUUUGUCAAGACUAAACAACUAACACCCUCGAAUUUGGGGAGUGGAGGUGGUUCUGUAAUCGACGGAGACGCCGUCCAGAAUACUAGGCUUGAGAUACAGCAGUGCCAGCUAUCUACUGAGAUGACCGACAAGUUGUGGUCCUGCCUCAGAUCCUUCACCCCACUGAAUCAGCUCAGCAUCUCAGACUCCUCUCUAAGUUUCUCACCGUCUCCUCCUGAGCUUCCAACCAUCAAAAAGCUAUCAGCCGAGAGAUUGACAUCACAGAGUUACGAACGAGUGCUCUCAUCGGUGCCUGGUGUGAGAGAGAUCGAGGUCUCUAUCGAUGUUGCAGAGCUAGAGACGAGCAACACUUUUGAGAUCACCACAGCAUCAGUGCCUAUGGGUCAGACCAGGGCUAGGGAUGAACAGUUCUUUGUUCAUAUCAGACUACACGCCUGGCCAGCACUCACCACAGACAGAAAGAUUGAUUCAGCAAAGUCAAUUACAGGGCUUAGUCUUCUAUUUGAAAACCAAACCAAAAACCAACAGCGGCUGCAUGUGUCAAGAGCAAAGGGCGGAAACGAGGAAGCCUUGGUUGACCUGUUUGUCAAGACUAAGCAACUAACGUCCUUGAAUUUGGGGAGUGGAGGUGUUUCUCUAAACAACAAGUAUGCCGUCAGGGGGCAUCCCUCUGCCGUGAACUGA
Molecule: messenger RNA, 4726 nt
Organism: Strongylocentrotus purpuratus (purple sea urchin)
Lineage: Eukaryota; Metazoa; Echinodermata; Echinoidea; Camarodonta; Strongylocentrotidae
Exons: 14
Coding region: 140-4726 (1528 amino acids)
Biological process (GO): signal transduction
Molecular function (GO): protein binding
Source: RefSeq, a predicted model, not a curated record